Messenger RNA from Ictidomys tridecemlineatus (thirteen-lined ground squirrel), 2357 nucleotides. Lineage: Eukaryota; Metazoa; Chordata; Mammalia; Rodentia; Sciuridae. The record is from RefSeq and is a predicted model, not a curated record.
UCUAACAUGGCCCAGCCAGCCGGUGGCCUUCAUUUCACUUUUGGCUUCCAGUGCUGCCUCCUCUUUCUUCUAACUCCUUGGGAGGCAGGUGCUUCAUUUCAAGAACUUCAGAAAAGUGGUGAAUUGCCAACAUCUGACCAUUUAUUCCCCCUCAAUCCAGGUCUUACUUAUAAUACUAGCUCUAACCACAAUCCUCCGCAUACAGGACAAAGGCCUCCAGACUUCCCUAAAUCUAUAGAAACCCAUAAGCCAAAACACAAGUGCAACACCACACACCCUUCCAAAGCAAUUCACAAGCCUACAAACAACUCCAAAACUGUAGACAAUGAAAGCUCUGGAGUUCAUCACAAAGGUCCCUCCACUUCUGAACAAAACACCACUAAUCAGGGAAAAGACUCAAUUAUUCGAAAUGGACGGGAUAUCAAUCCUGACUCCGCCAAUCCACCAAAAGGACUGUCUGAUGGAAGACACCCAACCUCAGCACCCAAGAGAACAACAACUUGUAGGACCGCAAAGAGCAAUCCAACAAACAGAGCUACAACUGUAAGACCUGUGGAGACAACCAUCAGUACUUUAGAUAAGAAAAGUACCACUCCACGUGAAGCCACAAUUCCUUCCCAUAGCUCAGUCACUUCAGAGAUAAACAAAAAAACUAUGGUUUCAUCAGAAAAAACCACAGAAGCCAUGAUGCCAGCAUACAACACUACAAAAAAUGAAGGAAAGACCACAACAGCUCAUGAGAAGGCCACAGGGGCUCAUGUCACACCUACAGAACAUGGAGGACAGACCACAUCUGCCCAUGAGAAGGCCACAGGGGCCCAAGUAAUACCUACAGAACAUGGAGGACAGACCACAUCCUCCCAUGGGAAGGCCACAGGGGUCCACAUCACACCUACAGAACAUAGAGAAGAUACCAUAUCCACCCAUGAGAAGGCCACAGGGGCCCAAGUAAUACCUACAGAACAUGGAGGACAGACCACAUCAGCCCAUGAGAAGGUCACAGGGAUCCAUGUCCCACCUACAGAACAUGGAGGAGAGACCACAUCAGCCCAUAAGAAGGCCACAGGGGCUCAUGUCACACCUACAGAAUAUGGAGGACAGACUGCAUCCUCCCAUGAGAAGGCCACAGGGGCCCAAGUAAUACCUACAGAAUAUGGAGGAGAGACCACAUCAGCCCAUGAGAAGGCCACAGGGGCUCAUGUCACACCUACAGAACAUGGAGGACAGACUGCAUCUGCCCAUGAGAAGGCCACAGGGGCCCAAGUAAUACCUACAGAACAUGGAGGACAGACCACAUCAGCCCAUGAGAAGGCAACAGGGGCCCAAGUAAUACCUACAGAACAUGGAGGACAGACCACAUCAGCCCAUGAGAAGGCCACAGGGGCCCAUGUCCCACCUACAGAACAUGGAGGACAGACCACAUCUGCCCAUGAGAAGGCCACAGGAGCCCAAGUAAUACCUACAGAACAUGGAGGAGAGACCACAUCAGCCCAUGAGAAGGCCACAGGGGCUCAUGUCACACUUACAGAACAUGGAGGACAGACCACAUCCGCCCAUGAGAAGGUCACAGGGGUCCAUGUCACACCUAUAGAACAUGGAAGACAGACUGUAUCAGCCCAUGAGAAGGCCACAAGGGCCCAUGUCACACCUACAGAACAUGGAGGACAGACCACAUCAGCCCAUGAGAAGGCCACAGGGGCCCAUGUCACACCUAUGGCUUUGAUAUCCCCUACAUCUGGGGUGCACCUGAGUUCCAUCCUGUCAGAAGCCCCAGGCAAUAAGAGCCAUUCAAACCAGAAUAAUGGUGGCUCACAGGCAGGUCUCCAUGCUGGAGAGACAGGAGAGAAUGGUUCAUUUCCUCCAUGGGCCAUAGUUAUUGUGGUCCUGGUGGCUGUGAUUCUUCUGCUGCUGUUCCUUGGCCUCAUCUUCUUGAUCUUCUCUGUGAUUCGAACACGCCGUGCACUGACCCAGAACAUGCAGAACGAUGACCCAGAAGAAAAUGAGGGCCCGAAUUCCUACCCAGUCUACCUGAUGGAGCAGCAGAACCUUGGCAUUAGCCAAAUACCUUCACUACCAUGAUUUUUUUUUAGAAGGCAUCCAUUCCUUUCUCUUUCCUGGAUGAGGAAUUAGACUCACAAUUCCUAUUUCCUGGACUCCAAGAAGGGAAGAGAUACAGUUGACAGCAAUAACACUCCAUCCACAGUGUUCUUAAUUGAAACUGGUUUGGGAAUGAGAUGAUAAGCAAGAAAGAUGCAUUUUGGGGAAAGAGCAAAAAGAAUGAAUAAUACAAGUGGACAGAUGACACUUUCCUUCUCUCAGUCUUUUUAUAAUAAAGUGUAACAUAUUUAUAAAGUAAA